AUGGAUCCGCCAAAAAACAAAUAUUCUGUGAUUCUUCCCACAUAUAAUGAACGCCAGAACCUACCUGUCAUUGUCCAGAUGCUGCACGACGUGUUUGAGGAAAACAUGCUCGAUUGGGAGAUCAUCAUCGUCGAUGAUGCUUCUCCCGAUGGUACCUUAGACCGUGCCAAAGAACUGCGUACCGCUUUCGGUCCUGACCGCAUCGUCCUCAAACCUCGAGCUGGCAAACUUGGUCUAGGGACCGCUUACGUCCAUGGUCUACGAUUUGUCUCCGGCAAUUUCGUCAUUAUCAUGGAUGCCGACUUCUCACACCACCCGAAAUUUAUACCCAGAUUUAUCGAGAUACAAAGGAGAAGUGAUUGUGAUAUUGUUACAGGGACCAGGUACCGAUCACGCAACGAAUCGAUUAGCGGCGUUUAUGGGUGGGAUUUGAAACGAAAGAUGACAAGCGUUGGAGCAAAUAUUAUCGCCGAUUUCGUGCUUCGCCCAGGAGUGAGCGACCUGACAGGCUCCUUCCGACUCUACAAAAAGGAAGCUCUCAUCAAAGUGAUUGAGACUACUGAAAGCAAAGGAUACACUUUUCAAAUGGAGAUGAUGGUUCGUGCAAAAGCAAUGGGUCUCCAAGUAGAGGAAUGCCCGAUCACAUUCGUGGACCGAUUGUAUGGGGAAAGCAAACUUGGUGGCGAAGAGAUACUGGAAUACCUCAAGGGCGUUCUUUGGCUAUGGUGGACCGUCUGA
Endocarpon pusillum Z07020 is the source of this 738-nucleotide messenger RNA. RefSeq names its product Dolichol-phosphate mannosyltransferase. NCBI's taxonomy places the organism in Eukaryota, Fungi, Ascomycota, Eurotiomycetes, Verrucariales, Verrucariaceae. Gene Ontology annotation, cellular component: endoplasmic reticulum membrane. Gene Ontology annotation, biological process: GPI anchor biosynthetic process; protein O-linked glycosylation via mannose. Gene Ontology annotation, molecular function: dolichyl-phosphate beta-D-mannosyltransferase activity. The record is from RefSeq and is a predicted model, not a curated record. Bases 1 to 738 code for a protein of 245 amino acids. The transcript has 2 exons.